AGACGACUUUGAACACACAAACCAUGAAGGCGUUUAUCGUUCUCCUGCUACUCGGAGCUGCAGCCGCGGCCCCCAUCGAGGAUGAAAAGAUUAUCGGGGGGUACGAGUGCCGCCCCCACUCCCAGCCCUGGCAGGUCUCCCUCAACAUCGGGUACCAUUUCUGCGGGGGCUCCCUCAUCAACGACCAGUGGGUCAUCUCUGCUGCCCACUGCUGGCAGAACCCCUAUUCCCAGUUCGCUGUCCUGGGGGAUCAUCACAUCUGGCAGCACGAGGGCACGGAGCAGUUCACGACUGUGGACGCCAUCUACUGGCACCCCAGAUACAACUACCAGACCCUGGACCACGACAUCAUGCUGAUGAAGCUCUCCCACCCCGUCACCAUCACAGAGUCCGUGCGGCCCGUCUCCCUGCCCCGGGCCUGCCCCAGUGCGGGGGAGAUGUGCGUGGUGUCCGGCUGGGGCAACAUCAUCACCGACGGGGUGUUUAACCCCUUUAACCUGCAGUGUGUGGAUCUCCCGAUUCUGAGCGAUGCAGCCUGUGAGAACUCGUACCCGGGGCAGAUCACCAGCACCAUGGUGUGUGCAGGGUACCUGGAGGGGGGCAAGGACUCCUGCCAGGGAGACUCUGGGGGUCCGCUGGUGUGCAAUGGGGUGCUCCAGGGGAUCGUGUCAUGGGGAUACGGCUGUGCGGAGGUGAACCGUCCCGGGGUCUACACCAAGGUGUGCUCCCUGCUGCCCUGGAUUGAUGACAUCCUGGGCUCGUACUAGGGUCAGAACCGGACUCACGGCAGAGGGAGCUUCGCUAGUACAUUGUAACCGGAUCAGAACCAACCUGGAUUGGUGAGCCUGGAUUUAGCAGCUCUGCUUCUUAACUGCGGCAGUUUUUUUUUCUUAUGUUCAAAAUG
Messenger RNA from Acipenser ruthenus (sterlet), 904 nucleotides. Its product is annotated as serine protease 1-like. Lineage: Eukaryota; Metazoa; Chordata; Actinopteri; Acipenseriformes; Acipenseridae. The coding region runs from base 24 to 767 and encodes 247 amino acids. Gene Ontology annotation, biological process: proteolysis. The transcript is spliced from 5 exons. Gene Ontology annotation, molecular function: serine-type endopeptidase activity. The record is from RefSeq and is a predicted model, not a curated record.